AUAUAGUUUAUGCCUAUUGUAUGGCACUUGUGCCACGUAUUUUUACAGGAAAAACUUAACAUUGAAUUAACAAUUAAACAGUAUUUUUAAUGUUUGCUAAUUAUUUGUGUCAAGGGGCUUAAACGGUCUUCCUUGUUUUAAUAUGGGAUCAUCGCAAAGUAUUGAAGUUCCCGGUGGCGGAACUGAAGGUUAUCACGUUCUCCGGGUACAAGAUGGUUCACCAGGUCAAAAAGCCGGUCUUGAGGCUUUUUUCGAUUUUAUUGUAGCUAUUGGAAACACUAGACUGGAUCAAGAUAAUGACACGUUAAAGGAACUUUUAAAAAAUGGAAUAGAUAAGGAAUUGCAGAUUACUGUAUAUAGUAGUAAAACACAAUCUGUUAGGGAAACUGUAAUUGUACCAAGUAUGACUUGGGGAGGACAAGGUUUACUUGGAGUUAGCAUUCGAUUUUGCUCCUUUGAAGGAGCUAAUGAAAACAUUUGGCAUGUCCUUGAAGUUCAUCCGUCUUCACCAGCUGAAUUAGCUGGAUUACAAUCAUUUACAGAUUACAUUAUUGGUGCUGAUUCGAUUUUACACGAAAGUGAAGAUCUCUUUAGUUUAAUCGAAGGAUAUGAAUCACGAUCGCUUAAACUUUAUGUUUAUAAUACGGAUUUAGAUUCAUGUCGGGAAGUCACGAUUAUUCCCAAUAAUAAAUGGGGAGGUGAAGGAAGUUUGGGCUGCGGCAUUGGAUAUGGUUACCUACAUCGUAUACCAAUUAGAAGUAUAACUGAGACCAAACCAAUGAAUUCUUAUGUGGCAAAUCAGGCAAAUGUUGUCACAACCCAAGUUACGAAUCCAAUAAUGUCACAAGUGUCUGCUAAUGUUGGAAGUACGUCAGUGACAAUUCCUACUGGAUUUACAAUUCCCACGAGUUUUGUACAAACUCCACAGGCAUCAACAAUUGUUUCAACAGAACCUGCUCCUCAGGCUCAAGUUGCUUUUACAGUUGCACCACCAAAUCCUGGAGUUGCACCAAUUAGUUCAGUUUUAGUCGACAUACCAGGCUCGACUAAUUCAACAGCACAUUUGUUUUCCUCCCCGCAAACCGUGUUACCAAAUAUUGAACAUACGACAUAUCAAAGUACUCCAGAUAUUCCUGGAAUGCCACAAACUUCACCUUUACCACCGCUUCCAUUUGAUAUCAAUACAAUUGGCAAUGUCCCGACUCUCGGUGGUAGUCAGCAACAAAUUUAUAAUCCAAUACCAACAUCAACUGUUCCAUCGACAACAUUACCAUACGGUGUGCCACAAUCGCAAAUUGUCACUCCAAUUUCAUUGCCUGGAAUGCCUCCAAUUACUGUUAGUGCUGCUAUGCCGCAAAAUCCCUCUUUUUAUCAACCCAUGAGACAACCUGAUUUAUCAACAUCUCAUUCUGUGCCUCCACCAACAACGGCUUCGACACAAUAAGAACUUUUUAAUCAGAGAAAAAUUUCGUUUUAUCGUUUUUGUUUUUCUUUCUUUUUCUUGUUUUUUUUUUUUUUUUUUUUUUUUUUUUUUUUUUUUUUUGCAGACUGCUUUACCAAUUUUAUUAAGUUUUGUAUUUUAUAUGUGCAUUAUUAUUUUUUUAAAUGGAAUACAAAUUCUGCUAAGUAAGAUAAGAAAAUUGUAAUUUUAAAAAUUAUAAAAAGCAUGGCACAUUUUUUGCAUUGUUUUUAAAGUAUUUUUUUUUUUUUGGUUUUUUAUUAUUGAUUUAUUAACCGGGAAUUUUCUUUCUUUUUUUCUUAAGAAGAUAAUAUAUAUAUUUUGAGUUGAUUUUCAUUUAACUUGAAGUAGAGAGUGAAUAUGUAAAUUAAAAUUCGUAAAUACAUUUUUUUUUCUCAAAAGAAAUGUAAUAUUAAAUUGUAUUUUUAAUUUUCAUACAUAAAUAUUUCUUUUAAAUAUAAAUAUAUUGAAUUUUUCAAUCAUAUGAAAUUUUUCUAUUCAUUCUAUAUUUGUUUGAUACCAUCUGCCAUGUUUAAUUGUAUAUAAAUAUAUGCAAAAAAGAAUAUUAAAUUAAUCAAUAUCAUUUUUAAAUUGAAUUAAUUUUUUUUUUUUUUUUUAAAUAAUUUGAUAAAGGAAUGGAUUAUAGAAAAUUGGUAUUUAUGUAUUUGUAAGAAAUUGUGCUACGAAAUUUCUUCGUAGAUACCUUAUAUAUAGAAUUAUUGAAACGUGAAAAUAAAGCGUGAAUUUAAAAAAUUUUAUGUAAAUGUGCGAUUGUAAUAAUUGUUUAUAUAAACACUUGAUAAGUA
Molecule: messenger RNA, 2265 nt
Organism: Leptopilina boulardi
Lineage: Eukaryota; Metazoa; Arthropoda; Insecta; Hymenoptera; Figitidae
Gene: Grasp65
Product: Golgi reassembly-stacking protein 2
Exons: 7
Coding region: 143-1444 (433 amino acids)
Biological process (GO): Golgi organization
Cellular component (GO): Golgi apparatus
Molecular function (GO): protein binding
Source: RefSeq, a predicted model, not a curated record